AUGGUACUUGCAGAACGCCCGAGGUAUAUUGCCGCAGGAUGCCUCGUCGUGGACCGGGCGGCGAGCAAUGGCAAUGUCGCGGUCGCACCCCAGAUUUGGAACUGCGAGUCCCUUCCCGAGCUCAAGCAAUGGCACCACUUCUGCGCCCGCCCCGAACCGGGCCCCAAUGGCCAAGAAAAGGUGGUCGGCGACGGUGCCUCGGAUAAUUUGCAGGGCAAGAAGGUGCUCGCGCCCGAGAUACAGAGCCUUCUUCUAUCGUCGAAACUGCUAGCACCGCUCAAGGGCCUGCUGUUCAACUUCUGGAUAGAGUUGAGCUUCGGCAUCAGCCAAAACGGUGCCCAAGCCAUCAUCCGCGUCUACGUCCUUCCCGAUGAUGUAGACAAUCGCCUAGUCCCCCGGUCCAAUCAUGCCCUGCGGAAAGCAAGGUCCCGCCUUAUGGGGCAGCUGGAUUAUUCCCCCAACACGUGGCGCGGUGACCCCGGAGCUGGGACUCGCACUUCGGCCCCGCCCAUCUUCGGAGAGGCCAGCGAUGCCGAUACCCAAGAUAAUUCAGAUUCAGAACCAUCCGAAUCUCUUCUUCAGAUGUUCAACAACUUGCCCUCCCCAGACCCAAGGCCCGAGACGGUCGAGGAUCCUGACGUUCGCGAUGCUAUGCACAGGUUGCUGGACAGUGACAUUUCUGGGCUCAACAUCACCCUAUUUUCCUACCAGCGCCGAUCAGCAGCUUUGAUGCUCCAACGAGAGUCCCAGCCUGGCCGAGUGCUCGAUCCCCGUCUCUUGAAUGUUGUCGAUCAGAAUGGGGAACCUUGGUAUUACGAUUCGGUUGCUGGCGUUGUCUUGUGCGAACCCAGAUACUAUGAUGGGCCGUGUGGCGGGAUUCUUGCCGAACAGAUGGGCUCCGGCAAGACAGUAAUAUGCCUUGCCCUCAUCCUCGCAACCAAACAUAUCCCCGCCAGGGCACCCGAGAUGCUUCGCCAGACAGGCCUAAAAUCCCGGCCUAGGGUUGGCAGCCUCGCCGACAUGGCAGCCGCUUGCAUCACUCGCAAUUCGGUGCCAUGGAAGCCGGUGCUCCAGUCAUCGGGGCAGGACUUCGAAUACACGCGAUGCAUCCAAGUCAUCCUUCGGAACCGCGCGUUCUAUUAUCUGCCUCGUCCUGAAGCACGUCGCGCUACUCGUAACACUCGCAAACAGCCAGCAGACAAAAUUGUUCGCGCGAAGAAGAUAUUUCUCAGCAAUGUCUCGUUGGUCGUGGUUCCUUACAACCUAGUGCGGCAAUGGGAGCAGGAAAUAGCAAAACACACUUCUGGCCUAAAAUUCCUUGUUUUCGCCGGCAGGUUCGAAGAAGAAUCUGCUACCAUUGAGCAGCUGCUCGAUUGCGAUGUCGUGCUCUUCUCGUCGAACCGCCUUGCGGAACUAUAUCGAGAGCCGCCUAUUGGUAGUUCCUACGGCACAUCCAGAUCUCAUGGUCUACAAAACCAGUUAGGCAGGAUCCGCUUCAAGCGUUGCAUUGUCGAUGAAGGACACAGGCUCGGCAAGUCGACAUCGGGGAACAAGAGCAAUCUUCAUCUCUUGCUUGACUCUCUCGAGAUUACGGCUCGUUGGAUAGUGACUGGUACACCGUCCAAGGGUCUCUUUGGCGUUGAUGCCGUCCCAAGCCCUGUCGAGGACGGGCCGCUCAUCAUCCUUCACCGCCAGCCUUCCGCCGAGCUUGAAAAGGAUGACUUGAGGCGUAUUGGUUCGAUCGCUACAUUUUACCUGAGGAUGCGACCCUGGGCACCCGUGGUAUCAGACGAGGCCACCAUAGAGCGGCCUGUUGCGUGGUCUCAGUACGUUAAGCAGCCAAGCCAAGCGAGUCGGGGAGAUCGGGAAACUCUUAAGGCAAUUCUCGAAUCGCUGGUAGUACGGAAUCGCCUCUUUGAGAUAUCUAAUCUCUUGCCCGUCGUUGAGGAGAAGUUUGUUUACCUCGACGGCUGCUUCCAGGACAUCCUGGUUCUCAACCUUUUCUCCGCGAUCAUCAUUUUCAACGCUGUACAGUCACAGAGAUCUGACCAGGACUACUUCUUUCAUCCCAGCCAGAAGAAAGCCGUCCUUGAACUCGUCUCUAACUUGAGGCAAUCAAGCUUCUUUGGGGGAUCUUUCUUCUCUCCCGCAGAAAUACUCAACGCCGUAGAAACAGCGUCGGGAUUCUUGGACGCCGGCAAGGUUGCCAUUAGCGCCGAGGAUGAUCAUCUGCUGCGCGAAGCGAUCAAGUUUGGCCGCAUUGCGGCCCAAAACACCAUCAAAGACUCGGCCAACUUGUUCCGCGAGGUCCCGAUACACCUCGAGAACUUCCCGUGGGGAGCUGGCCAAAGCUGGUCUCUAGAUAAUAAAGAGGGGGACCCCGUGCUGACGGAUUCGAGAAUGGCCCUCGCUCUGCAGAAGUUCCUACACCCGCUAGCUGAUUCACCGACAUCGCUUCAAGUAAUGUUUGAGACGGGGCGCUUUGCAGCCCGGGGGCAAGAGGAACGGACUUGGGGGAUCGAAGCUCAGGACUCUGCUGCCAACCCAACUACGCAGAGAUCUCAGCCCAGGGCUCUCGCCGGCAACACUCAAAUGGGGCAGGACCAUAAUGCCCCCGAAAAGCGUCGAGCUGCCAUUCUAGGUACGCCUAGCCUGGUGGAACAGGUUUCCCAGCCAGCUGAGGGCACCGGGGGCGAUCUUGCCGAACCUCUCGCCAAGACUCAAAUGGUCUCCACUGCGUCGGCAAAGCUCUCUUACUUGAUCGAUCAGAUCAUCAAGUACAAAGACAGCGAGCAGAUAAUCAUAUUUUACGAAAACGACAAUACGGCCUACUACUUGGCUGGAAUUUUAGAUAUUCUUCAAAUUCACCACCUCAUCUACGCCAAGGGCAUAAAGCCCGAGCGACGCACUCAAUACGUGGCAACAUUCAAUUCUAGCCCUCUAUUUCGGGUAAUGCUCAUGGAUAUUACGCAGGCGGCUUUCGGCAUCGACAUGCGAACCGUAUCACGUAUCUACUUCAUCAACCCUGUCUUGAAUCCUCAAGUAGAGGCACAGGCAAUCGGUCGAGCAAGACGCAUCGGUCAGAACAAGCCGGUCACGGUGGAGACGCUAGUACUCCGGGGUAGCCUGGAGGAGGUCAUUGUGAAGAGGCGUGGAGAGAUGACACAGGAAGAACAGUGGAAAUGCCGGUCGAUACUUGAUGACCGCCCCAUCUACGAAUGGGUCCUGAAUGCAAAGAUUCUACCCCUUCCUGGAGGGGAGAAUGUCAGCGACCAGGAACAGAUGGCCACGCUAGACACGCCUCAGUUCAUUUUCGGUCGUGGGUUUGGCCGUGAGAGCCAUCCCGACCAAGACCUAGUCACCACAGAUGGCGGUGUCGUGCUCAAAGAGGGAGACGGCGUGGUCAACGGCAUCGGCACAGCGCAGAAGAGGGCGCCGCCGGCGGUCGAAACGGCGACUGUGACGAACACUACUCCAGAAUCGAAUGAUGUUCCUCCUCCCAAAAAGAAGGCGCGGGUUCGUUUCGCGGGCUUCGCCGACGACACUGGGGGUGUUGAGUGA
Molecule: messenger RNA, 3561 nt
Organism: Lasiosphaeria miniovina
Lineage: Eukaryota; Fungi; Ascomycota; Sordariomycetes; Sordariales; Lasiosphaeriaceae
Product: SNF2 family N-terminal domain-containing protein
Exons: 3
Coding region: 1-3561 (1186 amino acids)
Biological process (GO): DNA repair
Cellular component (GO): nucleus
Molecular function (GO): ATP binding; ATP-dependent chromatin remodeler activity
Source: RefSeq, a predicted model, not a curated record